UCAAAUAACAGUCGGAAAAAUGAAGAGUUACCUCAAUAUCAUAAACAAAUAAAGGUACUUUUCUUUCUUCUCAAAAUUUUUGGUGUUUUGUAAUUUACAAGCAAUUGGGUCCUAAUUUGUUGUCCAAGAAGAUAGAAAAACAGUGUAGUCAUGGAAGAAACUCAAGAAAAGUUCCCACUAAUGACAGAAUCAGAUCAGAUAACCAAAGAAGUAGGCUCAGAAUUAAAUGAGAUAGAGAAAGAAGGAAGCUCCUCAGAAGGAAGCUCCUCAGAAUCUUCAGAACCAAAAACAAAGUACAUGAAGUGGAUUAAGAUCUCUGUCUAUAUCAUCUUUCUUCUUCUAGGACAGGCAAUGGCAAACCUCCUUGGAAGACUCUACUUUGCAAAAGGAGGCAAUAGCAAAUGUAUUGGAACCUUGGUGCAAGUAGUAGGCUUCCCCAUCUUCCUUCCUUAUUACUUCAUAACAGAAACAAAAAAAAAAACAAACACACACAACAUUUCACAAACAGAGCAACAACAACGUCAAACAACCUUGGAACUGGUUGUGGUUUAUGUCUCAUUGGGGCUGUUUUUAGCUGCAGAUGACUACAUGUUCUCAGUUGGCCUAAUGUAUCUCCCUGUCUCCACUUAUUCCCUCAUUUGUUCCUCACAAAUAGCCUUCAAUGCGAUCUUCUCCUUCUUCCUCAAUUCCCAAAAGUUCACUCCUGCAAUAAUCAUCUCUCUUAUUCUUCUCACCCUCUCCUCAACCCUCCUUGUCUUUCAAACCGAAUCAGAUGGCUCAGUCAAAGAAAAGGCCUCUAAGGCCAAAUACAUCAUUGGCUUCGUCUGCACCAUGGCUGGAGCAGCAGGCUAUGGCCUACUGCUUUCUUUAACGCAGCUGUUCUUCACCAAGGUCAUGAAAAGCGAGUCAUUCAAGGCGAUGGUCGACAUGAUUGUGUACCGGUCGUUGGUUGCUUCUGUAGUCAUUAUUUUUGGGCUUUUUAUGAGUGGAGAGUGGAGGGAUUUGAAGAGGGAGAUGAAUGAGUUUGAGUUGGGGAAAGCGUCCUAUUUUAUGACAUUGGUUUUUAUUACCUUUAUAUGGCAAGCUUUCACUAUUGGGUGUGUUGGUUUGAUAUUUGAGGUUUCUUCUCUGUUUUCCAAUGCUGUAAGUGUUGUGGGAUUGCCUAUAGUUCCUGUUGCAGCAGUGAUCGUCUUUCAUGAUGAGAUGAGUAAGCUGAAAGGUGUUUCCAUGGCUUUGGCGAUUGCGGGUUUCAUUUCCUAUGUUUAUCAGCAGUAUGUUGAUGAUUUCAAGUCCAAGAAGGAUUCCAAAAGUUUAUUGUGAUUUGUCAAGAAAGAUGAAGAAAUGCGGAAUAUGGCACCUUCUUAUUCUUCUUCUACUUCAUCUACAGCAAAUUUUUUCAGUUUAGCCUACUAAAUUGUAACACAACAACAGAUAUCUUUUGGAAAAUUAUAAGGCAUUUGAAAGUAUGUAUUAUCCA
This is a messenger RNA of Benincasa hispida (wax gourd), 1477 nucleotides long. RefSeq names its product putative purine permease 10. The record is from RefSeq and is a predicted model, not a curated record. NCBI's taxonomy places the organism in Eukaryota, Viridiplantae, Streptophyta, Magnoliopsida, Cucurbitales, Cucurbitaceae. Gene Ontology annotation, molecular function: purine nucleoside transmembrane transporter activity. Gene Ontology annotation, cellular component: membrane.